AUGGUCCUGGGAAGGUGCGAUGGCAGUAGGCAGUGGUGGGGGAAGGUGGAGGAGGAGGAGGAGGAGGAGGAGGAGGAGGAGGAGGAGGAGGGAUUUGGAGCAGCUUUGCGACUGAGAAGGAACGAAGGGCGAGCGGAAGGUUAUCUCUCGACAGAGGGCAACAAGCUAAAGUCAACUGUUGCGCAAGCCUUGAGCACCCCUAAAUCUGGACUGUACAGGUAG
Messenger RNA from Colletotrichum higginsianum IMI 349063, 222 nucleotides. RefSeq lists its product as uncharacterized. Lineage: Eukaryota; Fungi; Ascomycota; Sordariomycetes; Glomerellales; Glomerellaceae. The coding region runs from base 1 to 222 and encodes 73 amino acids. The transcript has a single exon. The record is from RefSeq and is a predicted model, not a curated record.